Messenger RNA from Priapulus caudatus, 1072 nucleotides. Its product is annotated as cystine/glutamate transporter-like. Bases 2 to 973 code for a protein of 323 amino acids. Gene Ontology annotation, cellular component: membrane. Gene Ontology annotation, molecular function: L-amino acid transmembrane transporter activity. Gene Ontology annotation, biological process: amino acid transmembrane transport. The record is from RefSeq and is a predicted model, not a curated record. NCBI's taxonomy places the organism in Eukaryota, Metazoa, Priapulida, Priapulimorpha, Priapulimorphida, Priapulidae. The transcript is spliced from 8 exons.
CAUGCAGAACUGGAUGUUCUACAUUAAAUUGGUGGCACUGGGUGCAAUUAUUAUCAUGGGAUUUGUGCAAAUGAUCCUGAGUGAGGGAGACAUCCCAGGCUUCCAGUCUGCCUUCGCCGGGAGCUCGUCCUCGAUCGGGGAGAUAGGCCUGGCGAUGUAUUCCGGUCUAUUCGCGUACGGCGGUUUCGAAGUCAUUAAUUAUAGUGCUGAAGAGAUAAAAGAUGUUGAAAGGAAUCUUCCAAGGACGAUAUACAUUUCCAUAGCUAUCGUGACCACUGUGUAUACAUUAGGCAACAUUGCCUACUUCACAGUUCUUACGAAAGAAGAAAUACUGGGGAGCAGUGCUGUUGCAGCGAUUUUUGCGGAACGCACCAUGGGACCUAUAGCGGUAAUAAUACCUAUCAUGGUCAUGUGUUCCGUGAUGGGAGGUCUCAACUGUAACAUAUUCACUACUGGAAGGGUCUAUUUUGUGAGCGCUAGAGAUGGAGGACACUUGCCUUCCAUCAUAGGCAUGCUCAACAUACACCGUUACACGCCAUUCCCUGCAAUGAUACUCAGCACUUUCAUGACAACUCUGCUGCUGCUGCUACUCAGCGACGACAUAUAUUCGCUGUUAGAUUACUACGGUUUCUUCAUGUGGAUUAUGGGAGGCAGCGGCAUUGUUGCGUUGCUUUAUCUUCGGUGGAAAAAGCCACACAUUUCUCGUCCGAUCAAGUUUCCGUUGUUUGUUCACAUCGUCUACACGCUAGGAUGUGCGAGGCUCGUUAUCACUCCUAUUUAUCUACAACCUCUAACGUCGCUGAUCUCUACCCGUCUUCUUUUAUCCGGAAUACCUGUAUACUAUAUAUUUAUCUACCCAAAGGACAAACCGAAAUGGUAUCGAAAUCUCUCAGGUGUGAUUACAAGGUACCUCCAGCUGAUUCUUAUGGUAGACCUUCAGGAUAAAAGCACCUACAGUAGUGUCCUGGAAUGACAAUACACUAAGCUUUUGCUCGUCAUGAAAAUUGCGUUUUCUCAUGCAUCUAUCUAUCUAUCUAUCUAUCUAUCUAUCUAUCUAUCUAUCUAUCUAUCU